Molecule: messenger RNA, 1605 nt
Organism: Calliphora vicina (urban bluebottle blowfly)
Lineage: Eukaryota; Metazoa; Arthropoda; Insecta; Diptera; Calliphoridae
Product: arrestin domain-containing protein 3
Exons: 4
Coding region: 1-1605 (534 amino acids)
Biological process (GO): protein transport
Cellular component (GO): cytoplasm
Source: RefSeq, a predicted model, not a curated record
AUGCCCACUACUUGUACCUUUGAAUUGGAUCGUUUAAAUCCGAUAUAUUCUUCCGGGGAAUAUGUUAACGGACGCAUUAUUUUAAAAACGGAUAAAAUAAAAAGAGUAAAUUCUGUCUAUGUUACUUUGGAGGGCGAAGCUAAAGUUCAAUGGUCCAUUAGUGGCAAAGAAACUGCCAGCUAUUGUGGUCGUCAACAGUAUUUGUAUUCACGUGCCAAUGUUUUCGAUAAUUCGGAUUUUGCUGCCGGUAAACAUGUUUAUGUUUUAACUUUGCGUAUACCACCCGAUUGCCCUUCAUCGGUUAAGGGUCCUUACGGUUAUAUUGCGUAUAAUAUAUCGGUGGUCAUAGAUAAACAACGCACUUUUGAUGAGGUCUUCCGUAAGCCAAUAUGUGUGAUACAGACGUUGGAUUUAAAUUUUCAUCCGGAAUAUUCGCUACCAAUUAAAGAGGAAAACCUCAAAUAUCUCUGCCAAUGGCCAUGUACCUCAGGACCACUAUGCUUUACAUUAAUGCUACCGUACGCUGGCUUUAUACCCGGACAACAUGUUAAAUAUUUCCUCGAACUAGACAAUCAGUCGCCACACUAUGACAUUCUGGGCGUAGAAGCAUCCCUAAAACAACACUACGUGUUUUUGGCGCGUAAACCAGUCAAACGUAAUUUCUAUACGAAAUCGUUGGCAAAGAGUUCAAUCGAAGAGCGUACAUUGCGCUUGACCAAACGAUUGUACGAGGGUAAUGUGUAUGUGCCAACCGAUACGCCAAGGUCAACUUUAAAUCUCAACUACAUAGUGUUCAUACAUUACACGCUGCAAGUAAAAUUGAAAACGGGUGCAUUUCAUUAUGAUACGGACAUUUCAGCGCCUGUGGUUAUUGGCACCGUGCCACUGAGGCAGUUUCAAGAGGAACAGCGAAUAAUGCAACGUAACUUUAAUAGAGAUUGUAAUUUGUGUAGUGGCAGUACGCUGGGUGGUAGUUUGGUGACAUCGCAGCCAACAUUGAGAUUGAGACGGGAAUUGGAGAAUUUGUUGGGUUCACAGGAUAUGGAAGAGGCGGAAUUAAAUCGUGCCGUGGAAAAGAUGAUAGAAGAUGAACCACCAUCCUAUGAUAGUUGUUUGCCGCCAUCUUUUAGUUUUGCUACCACUUUUGGCAGCUUUAAACAGCCGGACUUAGAAGUGGCCGAACUAAAGUCUGAUGAAAGUUGCCACAUUAAUAUACAACUGCCACAAUUUCCCGGCUACAACACUUUCAAUUCUCAUACUCAAGCUCCCAGUCAAUCUAAUGAUUCUCUGUUGCAGUCGGGUAAUAUAUACAAUUCGUAUGGUUCCAUAUAUACUGACCACACCGGUAGAUCCUUAGAUACUUUAGAUGUUUUGAGUUGCAGUGGUGCUGUAAUUGAGGACAUUGAUGCUCACAGUGUGGAGCAUUUAAGUGAAGUAGCUAAAGAUGAUAUUCAUAAUGAAAUUGCAGCAAAAGUUAGGGCAGCCGUUACUGAAAGUUGUAACCGGUCGGAAAUUGGUUUGGAAAUUGAUGUGAAUGAUAAUGAUAAUAAUUUGGAAUCACUUGAAUUUUCGGAUGAAAGUGAACAGCAGGAAAAUGACAAUUAG